GAUAAACGUAGGUCGUGUGUCUCAAAACGAGUUUUAAACAUAGUACGAUAAAUAUAGUAGUUAGAUAAAACUUGUGUUAAACCAAUCUCAUUCAGUUUAUAGUCAGUAGCCGUUCAAGUGACUGGACAAAAUGGUAACAGUGCUAAAAGACAGACUUCUGGAUUUCCAUCCCGACACACUGGAACACGUGAGAAUGGAGUUAAACCUGGAUAAAAAUGAGAGAAUGGAUGACGCCGUCAAUCUUUUAGAAGAAUGGGUGAAAAAGCAACAGCAUUUUGUCAAAAAAGAUUUUUCUCGAGCCUACCUAGAAAGAACAUUGAUCUCUGCCAAAGGAAUGGUGGAGAGAGCAAAGCAAAGGAUAGACAAACUGUGCACCUUUAAAACUUUGUUGCCUGAGUAUUAUCCAAAAUCAGUAGCCAAAGGACAUUUUGAUUCUUUAGAACCUAUUGUGCAAUAUGGACUCUUACCUAAAUUAACUAAGGAACAUUAUCGUGUGUCGCUGUUUAACGUGAAAUCAGACGAUUAUAACUCUGGACAUAUUCACCUUUUCUAUAAAUAUGUUGUUAUGAUAUGCGAAUAUAUUAAAAUAAACGACUAUAACAAUGGAUUUGUAGUCGCAUUGGACUUUAGGGACGCGAAUAUACUUACUUUCGUAACAAAAUGUACGCCAAUGGAUUUACGGCAAGUCAUCACUUUAAUGACGAUGAAUGGCGAGAAGCGUUAACGUCCAAAGAGUUCAUGGAAUACUUCGCAGAGAUGUAUGAAGCCAAGACGGAUGAAUCUUGCAGGCAGUCAGACAAGUUCACAGAGCAGUACAUAGGCAUGCCUGGGUCUUUUAGGGCUUUAAGUGUAGAUUAGACUUUAAGUUAACAGUUUUAAGGUUUAUUUUAAUGUAUACUGAUGUUUUAAAGAGGAAUUAUUUGUUUUUGUUUGCAUUGAAUUGGCUCUGAAAGUCAAAGUACUGUAUGGUUUUAAAAAAUAUUAAAAUUUCAUCCUUACUUCCUUAUCCUUACUAAUAUUAUAAAUCGGAAAGUGAGUUUGU
This is a messenger RNA of Spodoptera litura, 1042 nucleotides long. RefSeq lists its product as uncharacterized. Gene Ontology annotation, cellular component: membrane. NCBI's taxonomy places the organism in Eukaryota, Metazoa, Arthropoda, Insecta, Lepidoptera, Noctuidae. The record is from RefSeq and is a predicted model, not a curated record. Gene Ontology annotation, molecular function: phosphatidylinositol bisphosphate binding.